Sapajus apella (tufted capuchin) is the source of this 3970-nucleotide messenger RNA. It is a transcript of the gene SEC31B, whose product is annotated as SEC31 homolog B, COPII coat complex component. Gene Ontology annotation, cellular component: endoplasmic reticulum exit site; COPII vesicle coat. The record is from RefSeq and is a predicted model, not a curated record. Lineage: Eukaryota; Metazoa; Chordata; Mammalia; Primates; Cebidae. Gene Ontology annotation, biological process: COPII-coated vesicle cargo loading; intracellular protein transport; endoplasmic reticulum to Golgi vesicle-mediated transport. Bases 419 to 3970 code for a protein of 1183 amino acids. Gene Ontology annotation, molecular function: structural molecule activity; protein binding. The transcript is spliced from 27 exons.
AUCCGCGCCUGCCCUGCCCGCGGGUUGAGGCCCCCGGCGGAGACCCCGACCCGCGCCUGCCCUGCCCGCGGGUCCUGCCCCCGGGGGCCUCCGCUGCGCCUGCUCUUGAGUUGGAUCCGGCUCUGCUGUCCCUGCCGCACGGGAGCCCCCAGCCCGACGCGGGUCUCCCUAUUCAGCGCUGCCCUCGCGCCUUCCCGUCCGCCUCGGUCCUGACCUGGCCCGCCGGGUGUCGCUGCAUUUCGGCCGGGCGGGAAGGCCUGUCGUUGCUGACCCUGGCGCGCCGGGCUUCGGCGACCGCGGGGAAGAAGCUGUGCUGACCGUCCUCCCUAGGGGCUGGACUGCCAAGGGUAGCUGGUGCCCUUCUGCACGUCAGUGGGCCAAGGGCCAUGUCAGUUUUCUGCCACCUGCAGGAUACACCAUGAAGCUGAAGGAACUUGAGCGGCCCGCUGUCCAGGUGUGGAGCCCAGCCAGCCAGUACCCUUUGUAUCUGGCCACAGGAACAUCUGCCCAACAGCUAGAUUCCUCCUUCAGCACAAAUGGCACAUUGGAAAUAUUUGAGGUUGAUUUCAGGGACCCUUCUCUGGACUUGAAACGUAAAGGAGUCCUUUCUGCCUCGAGCAGGUUUCACAAGCUGAUCUGGGGGAGCUUUGGCAGUGGGCUUCUGGAAGGCUCCGGGGUUAUUGCUGGCGGCGGGGACAAUGGCAUGCUUAUGCUAUACAAUGUGACCCACAUCCUGUCUUCGGGGAAGGAGCCUGUGAUUGCCCAGAAACAGAAGCACACGGGGGCUGUCAGAGCCCUCGACUUUAACCCUUUCCAGGGCAACCUCCUGGCUUCAGGAGCCAGCAAUUCUGAAAUCUUCAUUUGGGAUUUGAAUCACUUGAGUGUACCAGUGACCCUGGGAUCCAAGUCACAGUAUCACGAGCAGCCCCCGGAGGACAUCAAGGCAUUGUCUUGGAACCGCCAAGCCCAACACAUUCUGUCUUCUGCUCACCCCAGCGGCAAGGUGGUUGUGUGGGAUCUCAGGAAGAAUGAGCCUAUCAUCAAAGUCAGUGAUCACAGCAACAGGAUGCACUGCUCAGGCCUGGCCUGGCAUCCUGACAUAGCCACCCAGUUAGUGCUGUGCUCAGAGGAUGAUCGUCUCCCUGUGAUUCAGCUGUGGGACUUGCGCUUUGCCUCCUUGCCUCUGAAGGUGCUGGAGGGCCACAGCAGGGGAAUCUUGUCAGUGUCGUGGAGCCAGGCUGAUGCUGAACUGCUGCUCAGCAGUGCGAAGGACAGCCAGAUCUUGUGCUGGAACCUGGGGAGCAGUGAGGUAGUAUAUAAGCUACCCACACAGAGCAGCUGGUGCUUUGAUGUGCAGUGGUGCCUUCGGGACCCUUCAGUGUUCUCUGCUGCCUCCUUCGACGGUUGGAUCAGUUUGUACUCUGUGAUGGGUAGGAGCUGGGAAGUCCAGCACAUGAGACAGGCUGACAAGAUCUCCUCUUCCUUCAGCAAAGGCCAGCCUCUCCCACCACUGCAGGUGCCAGAGCAAGUGGCACAAGCAUCAUUGAUACCUCCCCUGAAAAAACCCCCCAAGUGGAUUAGAAGACCAACAGGUGUUUCAUUUGCUUUUGGAGGGAAGCUGGUUACUUUUGGCCUCCCCAGCACCCCUGCGCAUCUCGUGUCACAGCCUUGCCCCCGCCUAGUCGUCAUCCAUCAAGUCACCACAGAAUCUGAAUUCCUGAUUCGAUCAACUGAGCUGCAGGAGGCCCUGGGAUCGGGAAAUCUACUGACUUACUGUGAGAACAAGAGCCAGCAAGCUUUACUGCAAAGCGAAAAGAUGCUGUGGCAGUUCCUGAAGGUGACCUUAGAGCAAGACUCCAGAAUGAAAUUCCUAAAGCUUUUAGGAUACAGUAAAGAUGAGCUUCAGAAGAAGGUUGCCACAUGGUUGAAGAGUGAUGUGGGGCUAGGUCAGAGUCCUCAGCCCAAGGGAAAUGACCUCAGCAGUGACAGACAACAGGGCUUCUGCAGCCAGGCCUCCAAACACACCACAGAGGAAGCCUCUGCUUCCUCAGCCUUCUUUGAUGAGCUGGUCCCUCAGAACAUGACUCCUUGGGAGAUCCCCAUCACAAAAGAUGUUGAUGGACUCCUAAGCCAGGCCCUUCUGCUUGGGGAGCUGGGCCCGGCUGUGGAGCUGUGUCUGAAGGAAGAACGCUUUGCUGAUGCCAUUAUCCUGGCCCAGGCCGGGGGUACAGACCUGCUGAAACAAACACAGGCGCGCUACUUGGCCAAGAAGAAAACCAAAAUCUCCUCGCUUCUAGCCUGUGUUGUGCAGAAGAAUUGGAAGGAUGUGGUGUGUACCUGUAGCCUGAAGAACUGGAGAGAGGCACUGGCCUUGCUACUGACGUACUCAGGCCCAGAGAAAUUCCCUGAGCUCUGUGACAUGCUGGGAACUCGCAUGGAACAGGAGGGCGGCAGGGCCCUAACCUCCGAAGCCCGACUCUGUUAUGUAUGCUCAGGGAGUGUGGAGCGGCUGGUGGAGUGCUGGGCAAAAGGCCAGCAGGCCUUGUCCCCCAUGGCUCUGCAGGACCUGAUGGAGAAGGUGAUGGUUCUUAACAGGAGCUUGGAGCUACUGCAGGGUCCUCUUGGGGUGAGCCCAGGCCCUGCCACAACCUACAGGGUCACUCAGUAUGCCAACCUCCUGGCAGCCCAGGGCAGCCUGGCCACGGCCAUGAGCUUUCUCCCCAGUGACUGUGCUCAGCCACCAGUUCAGCAACUAAGAGAUCGGCUUUUUCAUGCCCAAGGUUCUGCUGUUUUGGGCAAACAAUCUCCCCCUUUCCCUUUCCCCCGGAUUGUUGUGGGAGCUACCCGCCACUCUAAAGAGAUAUCAUCUUACGGUUUGGGAUCCCAGCCUUCUCACCAGGUUCCAGCUCCAUCUCCAAGGCCAAGGCUUUUCACCCCUCAGUCGUCACCAGUGAUGCCCUUGACACCAUCCCAUCCUAACCCUUAUCAGGCCCCCAGGACGCAGAAUAUAAGUGACUACAGGGCACCUGGGUCCCAGGCCGUCCAGCCUUUGCCUCUGGGCCCUGGGGUAAGGCCUGCUUCAUCUCAGCCACAGCUAUUAAGAGGGCAAAGGGCACAAGCUCCUAACCCUGUGGGAUUCCCUGGGACAUGGCCCCUUCCUGGUUCCCCUCUACCCAUGGCAUCCCCAGACAUCAUGCAGCCUGGCUCUACCUCCCUGCCUAAGACUCCUAGACUGUUCCCUCUGCUUCCUGUGAGACCACCAGGUCCCAGCCACAUGGCCUCCCACACCCCAGCCCCUCCUGCGAGCUUCCCUGUGUCAACUCCUCCGGGGGUCCCAGGUGCCCCAUGCUCCAGUGUCCUCCCAACCACUGGCGUCAUGACUCCUCACCCAGGACCUCAAGAUUCCUGGAAAGAUGCUCCAGCCUCCAGGGGAAACCUCCAGAGGAACAAGCUGUCAGAGACAUUUAUACCCCCAGCACCAAUUACUGCUCCAGUUAUGAGCCUCUCCCCUGAACUGCGAGGGAUUCUUCCCUCACAGCACCCUGUCUCCGGUGUGAGUCAUGCUCCCCCAAGAGCUCCAGGAGAACGCAGCCUGCAGCAACUUCAGCAGCUGCCCCCUGAGAAAGUGGAGAGGAAGGAGCUGCCUCCAGAGCAUCAGUCCUUGAAGACCAGCUUCGAGGCCCUUCUCCAGCGCUGCUCCCUGUCUGCAACUGACUUAAAGACAAAAAGGAAGCUGGAAGAGGCAGCCAAGCGUCUGGAGUGUCUAUAUGAGAAGCUCUGUGAGGGGACACUCUCACCUCAUGUCGUGGCGGGGCUUCAUCAGGUUGCCCGAUGUGUGGAUGCAGGAAGCUUUGAGCAGGGCCUCGCAGCGCAUGCCCAGGUGGCGGGCUGCAGCAGCUUCAGCGAGGUGUCUAGCUUCAUGCCUAUCCUGAAGGCUGUCCUCACCAUCGCUCAUAAGCUGCAGGUCUAA